CUCUCUCUUUCUUUCUGUUUGUAUCCUCUUUCUCUCUCCCCUCUCUCUCCCUCUAUCUCUGCCCCCAGCUCUUGCUCUGCUCCAGUCCUCUCGCUGUGUGAGUGAUAAACGGUGUUAGGCUCUCUCUCGCGCUCUCUCUCCCUCUCUCUCUCUCUCUCUCUCGCCCUCUCUCUCUCUCUCACACACACACACACACACACACAGAGACCUUCGCGAUGGGAGAUAAAGGCACACGGGUGUUCAAGAAAGCAAGUCCCAAUGGCAAGCUCACAGUCUACCUCGGGAAGAGGGACUUUGUUGACCAUGUGGACCUUGUAGAGCCAGUCGAUGGUGUUGUUUUAAUCGACCCAGAGUAUUUGAAGGAGAGGAAAGUGUUUGUCACGCUGACGUGUGCCUUCCGCUACGGCCGCGAGGAUCUGGAUGUUCUGGGACUGACGUUCCGAAAGGACCUCUUUGUGGCCAACAUCCAGGCGUUCCCCCCAGUGCCAGGGGAGAAGAAAGGCCUCACCCGCCUACAGGAGCGCUUGAUUAAGAAGCUCGGGGAACAUGCUUAUCCUUUCACCUUCGAGAUUCCUCCCAACCUGCCCUGCUCAGUCACUCUGCAGCCAGGCCCUGAGGACACAGGAAAGGCCUGUGGGGUGGACUUUGAAGUCAAAGCCUUCUGCGGAGAGAACGUUGAGGAAAAAAUCCACAAAAGGAACUCUGUGCGCCUUGUUAUCAGGAAGGUGCAGUAUGCCCCGGAGAAGCCGGGUCCACAGCCCAUGGCAGAGACCACACGACAGUUCCUCAUGUCUGACAAGCCCCUUCACCUGGAGGCCUCCUUGGACAAGGAGAUUUAUUACCAUGGCGAGCCCAUAAGUGUCAAUGUUCACGUCACUAACAACACAAACAAGACAGUGAAGAAAAUGAAGAUUUCAGUGCGUCAGUAUGCAGACAUAUGCCUGUUCAACACUGCCCAGUACAAGUGCCCAGUAGCAACAGAAGAGUCAGAUGACAUAGUAGCUCCGAGUUCCACGUUCUGUAGGGUCUACACCCUCACGCCCUUCCUCGUCAACAACCGGGAGAAGAGGGGCCUGGCCCUGGAUGGCAAGCUGAAGCAUGAGGACACCAACCUAGCCUCUAGCACACUGUUGAGAGAAGGGGCCAACAAGGAGAUCCUGGGUAUUAUUGUCUCCUACAAAGUCAAAGUCAAGCUGGUGGUGUCUAGAGGCGGACUUCUGGGAGAUCUUGCCUCAAGUGAUGUUGCUGUGGAACUGCCUUUCACGUUAAUGCACCCCAAACCCAUUGAAGACUUAUACGGAGACGCUCCUGAGAGCGACGCGCCCAUCGACACCAACUUGAUAGAAUUCGACACAAAUGACGACGAUAUCAUCUUUGAGGACUUUGCACGGCAGCGGCUCAUCGGGGCGAAAGACGACGAUGAUGAGGAGGGCACAGACUCGCCCCGGCUGAACGACAGAUAAGUGGAGAGCGGCGCAGCGUGGUGUGACGGGGCUGACUGUUCUUCUGAGGCGGUGGUGUUGCUUUUUCCUGGGAUCUACCAAGAGCCUCUUCGGCUAUAAACCUGAAGCGAGGAGGCCCCCUUUACAAUGAAACACAGAAAGAGAGAGAGAGAGAGAGAGAGGGAGAGAGAGAGAGAGAGAAAGAGAGAGAGAGAAAACAAACACACACACUCAGUGGUGCCGUCGUCGUGUUUCUUGUUUACAUUUGUCUUUCCAUGCAGCCGGGACAAGUAUUAGAAAACAAAACCUCUACAUCUUAGGUACUUGUGUGACCUAGUCAUCAGUGUUGAUUGGCAAGAGUGAGGGAGAGAGAGAGGGCGAAAGAGAGAGAGAGAGAGGGGAGAGAGAUUUCUGUGCGUAGGCUACUUUAGGCCACCUUCUAGGUAUCUGGGAUUUCCUAUAAGGGUCACUCAAACGGAGGUCUUAGCAGUUAUCAUCAUGGCUGAAUCUAACUUGAGUGGAAGCAUGCCUUGAAAUAAACUUCACUUUGUAAUACAUGUUUUUUUAACGUUUUGUUAGGUUUGGUUUGGUUUGGUUUGGUUUUGUUGCGUUGCAUUUUGUAUCAAUAGGAAUGAGCAAAGACACAACUCUGUAAUGAUAAUAUAUUUAAUGUAUUGUAUCUGUACUUCUCUUUCCGUACAUAACUGGGAUUGUUAUAACCAUGACUACUGCCAAAUUCAGUACGAGCUGCCGAAUGCACCUUCCAUCAGGGAAAACUAUUAAGUGUACAAAUGUAGAGGGGUAAGGGGAGAAUUUGGAGAACUAUUUACAAGUAAACAUAUAUAUAUAUAUAUAAAUAUAUAUAAACAUAUAUAUUUCAUUUCGCCUUACAUUAGACAUGACAAGUUGAUAGUAGCUGUUUGAUAAUCCAGAGAGAGAUGUGAUUUGAGACUGUUGUAUUCCUUGCUUCGUGGAAACCCUUCCCAGUAGUAGCACUGAUAUGCACAUAUCACAUGGGUCCCCACUCCAUACACAUCCCAGCCACCUAAAGUACAAUCAGAAUGUCAUGCCUCCUUUCCCAAACUACCAUCCAGUGUCACUUUAUUUCAAAAGCAAAAAUGAGAGUAGAACAUAGUUUAAUAUACCAACACUAUCCGUUUUUGAGAGACAAAUGGCCAAACAUCAGGCAGAGUUCAUGUAGUUUUAUCUCCACAGCUUUUCUAAAUCAAGAGGAAACCUGUCUCCAGUGUGGUCGUUCAUUCCCCAUUCUCCGUGCUAACACUGCAUUGUAGAUAGAGGAGAGAGCCUUAGCAGACACAGAAAUGAAGCUAUAUUAUCUAUAAAGAAAGGAGUGGCCUUGAUUUCUUGCAUGACAUGUCAAUACUUUGUACGUUUUUGUGAAUGGGAUUCAUGCUUUUUCCAAAAUGCUUUUGAUUUCUUUUGUAAAGGUUUUACUACCACAGUACAGAAUGGUCUUAUUCUUUUCAUGAUUAAUAUUAUGACAUGUGUCACCAGGUUGUUUAGAUAUGCUGCUCUGGUCCGAAACUGUCCUGUUCCUUUUUCUUCACUGUGUUAAACAGUGUCAAAGUCAUAUUGACUGUGAACUAGUCAUUCCAACCAUUCAAAAUGAAUUUGAAUCAUAUCUUAGAUAAGUCAAAACUACGAGAGGGGCUAUCAAGUAUUUAUUGACAAAUGAAUAUUAUUGACCAUCACACUGACAUUAUUGUUAUUAUUAUUAUUAUUAUUAUAUCCAUACAAGUUUCAGGCGAGGGUGUAAAAGAUAUUAUGUUAAACUGUAUCUUUAUUAAUAAAAAUGUGUCUAUCCUGUA
Messenger RNA from Clupea harengus (Atlantic herring), 3271 nucleotides. It is a transcript of the gene arrb1, whose product is annotated as arrestin, beta 1. The record is from RefSeq and is a predicted model, not a curated record. Gene Ontology annotation, cellular component: cytoplasm. NCBI's taxonomy places the organism in Eukaryota, Metazoa, Chordata, Actinopteri, Clupeiformes, Clupeidae. Gene Ontology annotation, molecular function: G protein-coupled receptor binding. Gene Ontology annotation, biological process: signal transduction; negative regulation of Notch signaling pathway; G protein-coupled receptor internalization.